Messenger RNA from Pogona vitticeps (central bearded dragon), 2704 nucleotides. NCBI's taxonomy places the organism in Eukaryota, Metazoa, Chordata, Lepidosauria, Squamata, Agamidae. The record is from RefSeq and is a predicted model, not a curated record.
GACCUAGGGGCAGUCAAGAGGGAUGGAGGCCAGCUUUGUGGGGAAAAUGACUGGAGAAGAAGGACAAAAUUAAGAUUUUGAAAAGGGAGUGAUACCACCAAAAAUGAAGAAAGUUGCAGUAGAUUGACUCAAAUGGAGAAUCCUUAAGGAUUCUAUACACUUAAAAUUCAUUAGGCUCUAGAAUUCAAGAUAGGCCCAAUCGGCUUGUGUCGCUCUCCAAUAGCUAUCAGACAUAGGACAAUCUGGUGAGCUUAAACAGAGAUGGAAUAUCUAAGGAAUCAGGCCCAAACCAUGAAUUACGUUGGACAGUUAGCAGGCCAAGUCUUUGUGACCGUGAAAGAUUUCUAUAAAGGAUUAAAUCCUGCCACGUUAUCCGGAUGCAUUGAUGUCAUUGUUGUCCGCCAACCAGAUGGAAAUCUCCAGUGUUCCCCAUUCCACGUGCGCUUUGGGAAAAUGGGAGUUCUGCGUUCAAAGGAAAAAGUGGUUGAUAUAGAAAUUAAUGGAGAACCUGUGGAUUUGCACAUGAAAUUAGGAGACAAUGGAGAAGCAUUUUUUGUAGAGGAAACAGAGGAUGAUCAGGCGGCCAUUCCACACCACCUGGCUACCUCGCCCAUUCUGUCAGAUGGAGCAGCUUUCAUGGAGUUGCAGAUGAAGAGGAACUCGAUAGAUAGGAUUAGGAGCAUGGAUGUGAGCAGCUCCUCCCAGCUGCCAAACUCUGCCUCUCCAUCUACUAAUGAAUCUACCAUGGGGAACUCUGUGAAGAAAAGGAGGAAGAGGAGAAGGAAAUCUACCCACAAAAUAGACAUGUCCAAAAGAGAUGAAAAUACCGAUACUACUGAAGAUGAAAACGUGUUCUCAAUAGAAAUGAGUUCUGAUGAAGAAAAUGAGCUUCUAGACAAUACCAGAACAUCUGUUGCUGAUCUAUGCAGGGACGACAUGCUUGAGGCAAAUUCCUCUUCAAUUGGAGUACUCUCUCACCCUCAUUCUGACGGAGAAUGGUCACCCACACAAAGUAAACCUAGAACUUGUGCAGGGAAGUCCUCUUAUCUUACUGUUCCAGCAGAUGGAGGCUUAUCUAGUUCUUGUCCCUACAAGUCUUCUCACUAUCGUGCUACAGACAGUCCUUCAGGAUCACGGCCAGCCACUCCGAAAAGUGAUUCAGAACUAGUCAGCAAGCCCACAGAAAGGAGUAUCCAGAAGAAUAAUCCACAGAUGCAUUGGGAUUGGGGAGAGCUACCUCAAGCUGCAAAGACUGCUGUUCCCCUGAAGCCAAAAGAAUCCAGCAGCAACACAGUGAAUGUGAAUCUUUCUGAAAGCACUCACUUCCGAGUCAUUCAGGGGAAUGAUUCAGAAGAGAUUCCAGGCACGUCGGCCUUACCUGUCCUGGGACAGGAUCACACGGUGAUAACUCUGGAAGACAUGGAGCCCGAGAGAGUCGUACCUGAGAUCAACGAGCCAGAGGUAGACACUUUAGGGGCAGCGGCACCUCCACACCCUGCCAUGGAAGAUGUAAAACAGGCUUUGGCUUGCCUGGCACAGCCAGUGAGCAAAACAGAUUCUCCCUCCAAGAAAAAAGAUAAGCGAAGCCGACAUCUUGGUGCUGAUGGUGUGUAUUUAGACGACCUCACAGACAUGGAGCCGGAGGUUGCUGCACUCUAUUUCCCUAAAAAUGGUGAUCACACUACCCACUUGAAGAACGCAUGUGAACAUGGGCACCGCUCAGCUAAUCAGUCCCCUCAGUCAGUCGGAAGCUCAGGCGUCGAUAGCGGCGUAGAGAGCACCUCGGAUGGAAUAAGGGACUUGCCCUCCAUUGCCAUUUCGCUCUGCGGGGGAUUGAGUGACAGCAAAGAGAUAUCGAAAGAGAGGUUUUUAGAACAAGAGGUCACAUAUCAGCAAUUUGUGGACAAUCCAGCUAUCAUUGAUGACCCUAACCUUGUGGUGAAGAUUGGAAGCAAGUACUACAACUGGACAACGGCAGCCCCCCUCCUGCUAGCGAUGCAAGCCUUCCAAAAACCCUUGCCAAAGGCUACUGUGGAUUCUAUAAUGAGGGAUAAGAUGCCCAAAAAAGGCGGAAGAUGGUGGUUUUCAUGGCGGGGGAGGAAUAGCUCUAUCAAGGAGGAAACAAAACCCAUACAAGGUCUGAGUGGGAAAGAAGAGUCGGACAUUGCAAACAGAAUCAAAGACGAGUCUUCUUCAAGUGACGAAGACCCUAGAACGACAAACCAAGCCUUUGGAUCUUUACCUGCAAACUCCAAUCACCUUCCGCUGUUGUCUUCAGUCAGUUACAAAAAGAGUCUUCGACUCAGUUCUGAGCAGCUGAAAAGUCUAAACUUAAAGAGUGGUCCCAAUGAUGUGAUUUUUAGCGUUACGACCCAGUAUCAAGGAACAUGUCGCUGUGAAGGCACCAUCUAUUUAUGGAACUGGGAUGACAGAGUCAUUAUUUCUGACAUUGAUGGCACAAUCACGAGGUCAGAUACUUUAGGUCAUAUUUUGCCCACUCUUGGUAAGGACUGGACACAUCAAGGCAUUGCCAAACUGUACCAUAAAGUGAGCCAGUAAGUAUUUUAGCUUAUUUGCCUUGUGAAUCCAGAGUUUUCUAAGAAUAAUUGUGUCUAGUGCAUCUGCGAGAAAAGAAUGGUUUUGUAUGGAAAAACAAAUUCUCCCGAUCAGUCUAAGCAAACAAAAACUACUCCUGAAUCCCUAA